AUGAAUUUCAAUGCUACACUUUCCAGAUCAUCAAACACCAUUAGUUUAUCGACGGGCUAUUUUUUGACAACAGCAAGUGAUGAGGGGGAUUUAAGUUCGUUUACGAUAAGCCCAUCUCUAAGUGCUGGUUCAGCCUCUUCAGCUACAUCCAAGUCAUCAUUGAGCUUCUCUAUUGUCAUGCCCUCAAGCUUGCGCUUGGACGGUAACGAAACUGAUUCUACAACCGCAGCCUCUAGCACAGGUCCUAGGUCUACAUCAUCUUCGGGAGAGUCAGUUCAAGGAGCAUUCACAGGAUCUCAUUCGUAUAAUACCUCCAGAGGUUUAGAAGCCUCGUCCUCCUCAAGAACUCUUCUCCCGAAUGAGUUUACCUCGCUAGAAAUCUCUUCCAGCACUGCUUUGACAACUUCAGAAUCCACUGGUUCAAUGUUCGGACUUUCAUCGUCAAUUCAUUCGUCAAUUAGUUGGAACCAAUCUUCAGCAGAUAUGGCACAAACGCGAGAUUCAUCAAGCAACAUGAAAACAACGUCCUUAUCAGACACUACAUCAUCGUCUUUGCCGCUCGCUUCCUCUUCUCAGUCAUCAGACAAAUUAUCAUCAACAGGACAAUCAUCACCAUAUGCUACAUCCUCAACGCUACAGAACUCAACGCCAAUGUUUCUGACCUCGCAGACGUUAGUGGCGCCUUCCUUCUCAUCUUUACCCUCAUCCUCUUAUCAAGAAUCGGUCACCUCUUCCAUUCUAUCCUUACCUAGCUCCUUGAGUGAUAGUGGAUUCUCAAUCUCAACAAGCUCUGAUUCCAUUUAUCUUUUCUACACCCAAAUGUACGAAAUAACAGGAUCAAGUACAACUUUUGAAACUGGACUUCCGACAAAAACUGUCCUAAACAUAAACGCAGCCACAUCAGGUUUCAAUUCACAAAAGACUACAAUGACUACAGGGGUUGAUUUCUAUGAACGCUGGAUGAGAGCAAAUCAAGACCGUUCGAGAAGCAAUUCCAGUCAAGCCAAUAGAGAUAAAAUAAUAGGUGGAGUAGUUGGCGGUGUUGGAGGCUUCAUAGCCUGCUGCUUAGUGAUAUUUUUUAUAUAUUGGAAAAGAAGGACUGGUCAAAGGGAGACUGUUAAGGGUUUCAGUUCAGAAAUAGGUCGCAGGGCAGGUUACCCAUGGCCAGCAUCUGGUGAUGAUACCAACGAAGAAAAAGAUGCGCUUGAUGAUCACAAUGCGGAUACUAUUUUGGCGCGAAUAAGGAAUGGUACAAUGUUGCGAAAUAAGCCACCGCAGCAAGCACCCCUAGUAGAUGAAAGUGAUCCAUUUCAAAAUGAGUUCAACUUUGAAUCAAGAAGGCGCCCACGCCCGCCUUUGCCGCCCCCAAGGAAAGCUGCUUCAGUACAAAAUCAACCUCCAACAUCCGUUGAAUCGCGCAAUGUGGGGCAGAUACUGGAGAUGGAUCCAGAAGAGAACAGGUAUUCUUAUAUAUCAUCUAUGAGCGAAUCCUCGGCUUUGGUGGAUGAUUCAACCAUGUCAUCCACAUCUAUACGUUUGGGGAUGUAUGGUCACAACAAUACAGUUUCAGAUAGUACACAAGGAUUUUUUCGGGAGGUUAUAUAA
Messenger RNA from Zygotorulaspora mrakii, 1605 nucleotides. RefSeq names its product Tda7p (gene TDA7). Lineage: Eukaryota; Fungi; Ascomycota; Saccharomycetes; Saccharomycetales; Saccharomycetaceae. The coding region runs from base 1 to 1605 and encodes 534 amino acids. The transcript has a single exon. The record is from RefSeq and is a predicted model, not a curated record.